AUGAUGGUGAAAGUUCAAACCAACAGGUUGAUGGUUUUUUCCGAGUCAUUUCUUGCUGAGAUACUAUCCAAUUUGAAUCCCGACUCGCUUGAUAUAUUGCUAGGCACUCCUCUACCAGUUGAUGCUUUUAUUAGACUGGUAGCUUAUAAUGGCUGGAAUACUAUUAACUGGCUGAUUGAUACAAAUGAGCGGUUAAAUCAAUAUCUCUAUUAUGCACAACAGGAACAUAUCCGAAUAAAAAUCAAUUUGGAAAUUGAUGUCGGCCUGCAUAGAGGUGGCUUUGAAAUCACCAAGGACUUUGCGGAGGCAGUAGAGAUCAUCAAACAGAACAGUCAAUAUCUUGAAUUGACGGGGCUGAUGGGAUACGAUGGUCAUGUACCUUAUGUACCUUUUUACAUCAAUAAAGAAAGAUCUAUUAGAAAAACUUUUGUUCAUGUACAGGAAUUGUAUGACCAAUUUGUGGAUGAGCUGAAAAAGCAUUACGACGCCAAAGCUAUGAGCACCAUGACCUUCAAUAGCGGUGGGAGUCAUACUUACUUCUAUUAUUCUGACUACAAAAGCGCCACUCCAGUCAAUGACAUCGCAGUGGGUUCAGGCUUUCUUGCCCCGAAGCAAUUUUCUGAUCUGAUCGAGCUCGGUCAUCAGCCAGCUCUAUUUUUAAGUGCACCUGUGCUGAAAAAGAUCGAAUCAUCGAAACUGCCCCAUGCAGAAAAACUCUCAGCUUUAGUCAAUAUUUGGGAUCCAAAUCUCAAAACUUCUUAUUUUAUGCUUGGCGGCGGAUGGCCGGGCGAACUAGUGGGACCGAUGGGCUUGAAAAGAAAUCAUUGGUGGGAUGAAAAUGAUCUGGGCUACACAAACCAAUUGCCCAAUCAAUCGAUCCUAAGCGGCUCCGAUGAAAACACACUCAAUGUCAGUGAUUUCAUUUUUUACCAUCCAUGGGAAGGUGACGGGAUGCUCUGCUUCAAAAAACUUGUUCUCUACAGGCAAAACAGUAUUGUCGGAGAAUGGGAUACUUAUAAGGGAGGCAAUUAA
Rotaria socialis is the source of this 1032-nucleotide messenger RNA. NCBI's taxonomy places the organism in Eukaryota, Metazoa, Rotifera, Eurotatoria, Philodinida, Philodinidae. The record is from the annotation of a GenBank genome assembly.